AUGUGGCAGCUGGGGUUCCCCUGGGCUCUGGCCCUGCUGCUCACCGCGGCCGGCUCCGGCGCCUCGGCCGAGCCCGCGGAGCCCGCGGAGCCCGCGUCCAUCUUCGCCGACCUGUCCCCGGCGGAGCUGCGCGCCGUGCGGGCCUUCCUGAUGGAGCGGCCGGAGCUGGGGCUGUCCCCGAGCCGGGGGGGGCCCCUGGCCAAGAACUCGCUGUUCCUGGUGGAGCUGCUGCCGCCCAAGAAGCGCUCGGCGCUGCGGUUCCUGGAGCACGGCGGGCCGCGCCCGCGCCGCGAGGCUCGGGCCGUCAUCUUCUUCGGGGCGCAGGCGGAGCCCAACGUCACCGAGCUGGCCGUGGGGCCGCUGCCGCGCCCCAGCUCCUACCGCGCCCUGCCCUUCCAGGGCGGCCGGACCGUGCCCUUCUGGGCGCGCCCCAUGACCCGGCUGGAGUACGAGCUGCUGCACGAGGCGCUGGUGGCCGCCCUGGCCCCGCUGGAGCCGCUGCUGCGCGAAGCCACCGGCUUCGGCUUCCAGAACUGCUCGGAGCGCUGCCUGACCUUCUCGGACAUCGCCCCGCGCGGGCUGGGCCCCGGCGAGCGCCGCACGUGGCUGGUGAUCCAGCGCUUCGUGGAGGGCUUCUUCCUGCACCCCGCGGGCCUGGAGGUGCUGCUGGACCACCGGGACCGCGACCCGCGGCGCUGGGCCGUGCUGCGCCUCUGGUACAACGGGCGCUACUUCGGCAGCGUGCGGGAGCUGGCCGAGAGCCACGCGCGGGGCGCGCUGCCCCUGGCCCGCCUGCCCGAGCCCCCCGCCCGCCAGCUCUUCUCCAGCUACGAGCCCCGCGGGCGCUUCUCCAGCGGGACGCCCACCGAGGUGCACGGCGCCAAGGUGUGCGAGCCGCAGGGCCGGCGCUACCGGCUGCGCGGGAACCGGCUGGAGUACGGCGGCUGGAGCCUGGCCUUCCGCCUGCGCUCCUCGGCCGGCCUGCAGCUCUUCGACGUGCGCUUCGGCGGCGAGCGCGUGGCCUACGAGCUGAGCGUGCAGGAGGCCAUCGCCUUCUACGGCGGCCACUCGCCGGCCGCCAUGCAGACCAAGUACAUGGACGCCGGCUGGGCCAUGGGCGCCUCCAGCUACGAGCUGGCCCGCGGCGUGGACUGCCCCGAGACCGCCGCCUUCCUGGACGCCCACCACCUCCUGGACGCCGACGGCCCCGUGCGCUUCCCCCGCGCCCUCUGCGUGUUCGAGCUGCCCACGGGCGUGCCCCUGCGCCGCCACUUCGACAGCGACUUCCAGGGCGGCUUCCACUUCUACGCGGGGCUGGAGGGGCGGGCGCUGGUGCUCAGGACCACCUCCACCGUCUACAACUACGACUACAUCUGGGACUUCCUGCUCUACCCCAACGGCGUCCUGGAGACCAAGGUCCACGCCACCGGCUACAUCCACGCCACCUUCUACACGCCCGAGGGCCGGCGCUACGGCAGCCGCGUGCACAGCCACCUCCUGGGCAACAUCCACACGCACCUGGUGCACUACAAGGUGGACCUGGAUGUCGCAGGCUCCGGGAACAGCUUCGAGACGAUGGACAUUCGCUUCGAGAACAUCUCCAACCCCUGGAGCGCGGGGGCGCGCGUGGUGCAGCCCCGGCUGCACCGGGAGCCGCGGCGGCGGGAGCGCGAGGCCGCGCUGCCGCUGGGCCGGCCCGCGCCGCGCUACCUGCUCUUCUCCAACCCGCGCCGGCGGAACCGCUGGGGCCACCGCCGCACCUUCCGCCUGCAGCUCAGCUCGCACGCCGGGCCCGUGCUGCCCCGCGGCUGGCAGGAGGAGCGCGGCGUCACCUGGGCCAGGUACCACCUGGCCGUGACACGGCGCCAUGAGAACGAGCCGAGCAGCAGCAGCAUCUACACCCAGAACAACCCCUGGGACCCCCCGGUCACCUUCGAGAGCUUCAUCCGCGACAACGAGACCAUCGAGGACCAGGACCUGGUGGCCUGGGUGACCGUGGGCUUCCUGCACGUGCCCCACGCCGAGGACAUCCCCAACACGGCCACGCCCGGCAACGCCGUCGGCUUCUUCCUGCGCCCCUUCAACUUCUUCAGCGAGGACCCGUCGGUGGCGUCACGGGCCCCGGUGAUCGUGCGGCCCCUGGACCCCCCGGCCUGCUCCCGCCUGCAGAUCCAGCGCUGGACCCCGGCCAGCCCCGGGCCCUGCGUGCACCCCGAGCCCUUCACCUACAACGGCACCUACCGCCAGGUGUGACGGGACAGGGACAGGGGACACCGGCCAACCCUGGGCCCUGUGUGCACCCCAAGCCCUUCACCUACAACGGCACCUACCGCCAGGUGUGACGGGACAGGGACAGGGGACA
Molecule: messenger RNA, 2362 nt
Organism: Camarhynchus parvulus
Lineage: Eukaryota; Metazoa; Chordata; Aves; Passeriformes; Thraupidae
Gene: AOC1
Product: amine oxidase copper containing 1
Exons: 4
Coding region: 1-2253 (750 amino acids)
Biological process (GO): amine metabolic process; response to antibiotic
Cellular component (GO): plasma membrane
Molecular function (GO): quinone binding; diamine oxidase activity; primary methylamine oxidase activity
Source: RefSeq, a predicted model, not a curated record